GGAGGAUGAUUGAACUUGUGUAUGUCUGGAUGUGAAAGAGUACGACCCAAACUUUCUGCUAAUCCCGACUCUUCCUUGGGGAUACAUACCGGAGGUAAUUGGAAUCCAAGAUGUCUGGAGAAGAAGUAGUGGAGGAGAUGCUGGAGGAAGAGGUAACCCAGGAAGAGGAAGAAGAAGUAGCACCUGAAGUACAAGAACCUCUUCCUACUGUGGAAGAGUCUCCAGCUGCAGAUGAAGAACCUCUUCCUACAGUGGAAGAGUCUCCAGCUGCAGAUGAAGGAGAGAACCAGGAUGACUCCAAACCCAAACCAAAGUUGUUUGCUCCAGCUAUAGCUGUGCCGAAGAUACCAGAGGGAGAAAAGGUGGACUUUGAUGACAUCCACAGAAAGCGUCAGGAGAAGGAUCUGACCGAGCUGCAAUCUCUGAUCGAGGCCCACUUCAUUCAGAGGAAGAAGGAAGAGGAGGAGCUCAUCGCUCUCGUUAACAGAAUCGAGAAGCGUCGUGCUGAGAGGGCUGAACAGCUGAGGAUCCGUGCUGAGAGGGAGAAGGAGAGGCAGACUCGUGUCGCAGAAGAAAAGGAGAGGAAGGAGCAGGAGGAGGCCCGUAAAAAGCAGGAUGAGGACGCCAAGAAGAAGAAGGCUCUGACAAACAUGACUCAGCAGUAUGGUGGUGUCCAACAGAGGCAAGAUGGAAAAAGGGGAGCGAAAAAGCAGACAGAGAGAGAGAAGAAAAAGAAGAUCCUGGCAGAGAGGAGGAAGCCUCUCAACAUCGACCAUCUCAGCGAGGACAAAGUGAAGGAGAAGGCCAAUGAGCUGUGGCAGUGGCUGAUGACACUGGAGUCUGAGAAGUUUGACCUCACCGAGAAACUGAAGAGACAGAAAUAUGAUAUCAAUCAGCUCCUGGCUCGCGUUCAAGACCACCAGAGCACCAAAGGAAGAGGCAAGGCCAAGGGCAGGCUGAGAUAGAUGCAAGCACCAGCAGGAUUUCUCCAAGGAAGCGCCUGAAGAUGAGCACCAGUAUUGAUUUUGACGACAUUAAUGUACGCAUAAACAAUAAAACAGCACUACAACAGCUGGUUUUAGACAUAAACAAUAAAAAAGUGCUUUUAAGCCCGUUUGUGCGGUUUAAGUUUAAAA
Micropterus salmoides (largemouth bass) is the source of this 1136-nucleotide messenger RNA. It is a transcript of the gene tnnt2e, whose product is annotated as troponin T2e, cardiac. Gene Ontology annotation, biological process: cardiac muscle contraction; sarcomere organization; regulation of muscle contraction. The transcript is spliced from 19 exons. Gene Ontology annotation, molecular function: troponin I binding; troponin C binding; tropomyosin binding. Lineage: Eukaryota; Metazoa; Chordata; Actinopteri; Centrarchiformes; Centrarchidae. The coding region runs from base 111 to 965 and encodes 284 amino acids. Gene Ontology annotation, cellular component: troponin complex. The record is from RefSeq and is a predicted model, not a curated record.